GUGUGGGAGAAGAAAAUGAUGAAUAUUUUGUUUACUCAUCCUAACCCGAAUUCAGAUAGAUAAUAUAUUCAGGAGCUUGCCAGAAUUGUCCUAACAAAAAAAGAGUUCAAAUGUGUAGCUUUUCUUAAACAGGGUGCAGCUGAAAAUGGAUGUUUGGCAUCAUUUUCCUGGAUUGAAUUGAGAAGUUAUGUUUUGUAACUUUUUCUAGUAUUUCUAGUUACAGAGUUCCCUCCCCAGUUAGACCCACGCCCUGUGACGGCACAGUGGGUCACACCAGUGUUUCCAUGAGAACCAUUAAACAGAUAUUAGUUUGUCACUGCCAAUGGCCAAGUGAUAUCAAGCAAUGAGAGUGACAACAAUGUAGUCCACUCUUCUCAAGAUUGAGGUAGCCUAAACAACAGGCCACAAAUAACGGUCAACGUGAACAUUUUGAAAUUCUUGUAAUCAGAAGCACCAGGCGACUUCGUUGUUUUUCUUCAAUAAACGUUAACAAUUUUGUAGUCUACUGCGCCACCUAGAGGCAUAUUUCUCCACAGAGUAAGGAUUGCCCAUCCGCACCUUACAAGUGUGGUUUAGCUUACCUCUAUCACACGGAGUCACUUUUACUCUGCUGUCGAAAAUAAGAAAUAACGAAUGAGAAAAUUAGUGUUUUGAAUUCGAGGAAAAUGGUGAUGAUGUUUCACAUUUCUGGUCAGUGUUGACUCACGUAAUUUACAAGUAAAAAUUGUUGCGGAUUCAUCUUAAUGUGUAAAAGGUUAAUGGCACGCCAGUGAAUGAAAAAUAAAGCAAAUAUGUACAUUUGGAUCCCGGAAGUCGUGCUGUGUGGAUCCUGCUUAGCUCAAAUCCUACUGAGUGGGAGAGCAGAGCAGCUGUCAGAGGUGGAUGAGAGAGAUUAUCCACGACUCACCGCUACAGGCGCUUCAUGCGAAGCAAGUAGUUGUUCUGGAAAAUGGGCAACGCUGAUUCCAAACUUCACUUCCGAAAAGCAGUGAUACAGCUCACAACCAAAACACAGCCGGUGGAAGCCACAGAUGAUGCCUUCUGGGACCAGUUUUGGUCCGACACCGCCACCACAGUGCAGGACGUGUUUGCUCUUGUGCCUGCAGCUGAGAUACGAGCUGUUAGAGAGGAAUCCCCUUCAAACCUGGCAACCCUUUGCUACAAGGCAGUGGAGAAGCUCGUCCAGGGUGCAGAGUGCGGCUGUCAAUCAGAGAAGGAGAGACGGACUGUCCUGAACUGCACCCGCCUGCUAACCCGCAUCCUGCCCUACAUCUUCGAGGAUGCAGACUGGAGGGGGUUCUUCUGGUCCACAGUACCUGGAGCAGGGAGGGCAGGGCAGGAAGAAGGUGAUGACGAGGGCCGACCUCUGGCUGAGUCUCUGCUGAUGGCCGUCGCUGACCUGCUCUUCUGUCCUGACUUCACCGUCCACAGUCACAGGAAGAGUGGCCCUGACCAGGCCGAGGACAUGCAGUCCAUAGACAGCUGUGAGUACAUCUGGGAGGCCGGAGUGGGCUUCGCCCAGUCCCCCCCCCUCAACUACAUCCACGACCUCAACAGGACGGAGCUCCUGAAGCUGCUGCUAACCUGCUUCUCUGAGGCCAUGUACCUGGCCCCCUCCUCUGACAACAACAUCCUCAACCCCUGGGUGACGUUCUUCAGCUCCACAGACAACAGACACGCCCUGCCUCUCUUCACCUCCCUGCUCAACGUGGUGUGUGCCUACGACCCGGUGGGCUACGGCAUCCCCUACAACCACCUGCUGGUCUCCGACUACCGGGAGCAGCUGGUGGAGCACGCCGUCCAGAUCCUCAUCGUCACUCUGGAGCACGAGGCCGCCACCGUCGUCCUCCCAGACGCGGACCCCUCGGAGUCCCCCUCCACCAUGGAGGAGCAGGAGCCCGUAGGACCUGAUAACCUGUUUGUGAACUACCUGUCCAGAAUCCACAGAGAGGAGGACUUCAGCUUCAUCCUGAAGGGCCUGGCUCGGCUGUUGACCAACCCCCUGGUCCAGACAUAUCUGCCAAACUCCACCAAGAAGAUCCAGUUCCACCAGGAACUCCUGGUUCUCUUCUGGAAGCUCUGCGACUUUAAUAAGAAGUUUUUGUUCUUUGUGCUGAAAAGCAGCGAUGUCCUGGACAUCCUGGUCCCAAUCCUGUUCUACCUGAACGACGCCAGAGCGGAUCAGUCCUGCGUGGGUCUCAUGCACAUCGGCGUGUUCAUCCUGUUGCUGCUCAGCGGAGAGAGAAACUUUGGCGUGCGUCUGAACAAGCCGUACUCGGUCCGGGUGCCCAUGGACAUCCCUGUGUUCACCGGGACUCACGCUGACCUCCUCAUAAUGAUCUUCCACAAAAUCAUCACCAGUGGUCACCAACGGCUGCAGCCCCUGUUUGACUGCCUGCUCACCAUCAUCGUGAACGUGUCUCCCUACCUAAAGAGUCUGUCCAUGGUGGCAGCCAACAAGCUACUCCACCUCCUGGAGGCUUUCUCCACCACCUGGUUCCUCUUCUCCACCUCCCAGAACCACCACCUGGUCUUCUUCCUCCUGGAAGUCUUCAACAACAUCAUCCAGUACCAGUUUGAUGGUAACUGUAACUUGGUGUAUGCCAUCAUCCGCAAGCGCAGCAUCUUCCACCAGCUGGCUAACCUGCCGUCCGACACGGCGUCCAUCCAGACGGCCCUUCAGAAGAAGAAGAAGACAGCAGCCUCCGGCAUGUCCCGCUCCUCCUCCCAGGAGAUCAGCUCCAUGCAGGGCUCUCGCCCCGCCAUCCUGGCUGAGCCAGGCACCCUCAAAGCCAGCCUGGAGGCCACACCAGGUAUCGACAAGCUGACGGAGACGACCCAAGUGUCUGAGGACGGCACCCUGGUUGCUCUGCAGCACAGCCGCUCUGCCCCGAACGCAGCUGCCGACCACAGCCGCUCUGCCCCGAACGCAGCUGCCGACCACAGCCGCUCUGCCCCAAACGCUGCCUCCGACCACAGCCGCUCUGCCCCAAACGCUGCCUCCGACCACAGCCGCUCUCCCCCGAACGCGGCUGCCGACAACAGCGGGAUUGCGGCGCCCAGCGACACCGAGUCCAACUCGGAAAGAGAGAACGAUGAGAUCUUCCAGUCAGGGUCAGCGACGCCCAGAAGUCGCAUGUCGAGUGUCUCGUCAUCUACCACGUACUGGACCCCCUCCCCAGACUGGGUGCUCUCCUGGAAGACUAAGCUUCCUCUGCAGACCAUCAUGAGGCUGCUACAAGUCCUGGUUCCUCAGGUGGAAAAAAUCUGCAUAGACAAGGGUUUGACGGAUGAAUCGGAGAUCCUGAAGUUCCUCCAGCAUGGAACGUUGGUGGGCCUCCUCCCUGUUCCUCACCCCAUCCUCAUCAGGAAGUACCAGGCCAACGCAGGCACCGCCAUGUGGUUCCGCACGUACAUGUGGGGAGUCAUCUACUUACGAAACGUGGAUCCCCCAAUCUGGUAUGACACGGAUGUCCGCCUGUUUGAGAUCCAGAGGGUCUAGCUGAGAUCAACAGGAUCUGGGCAGCUUGUAUUAACCUACUCCACCAGCACUGCCAUCCUCCGAGCUGAACUGAAGUCUGAAUGAGGCAGGAGGACAGAAGAUUACAAGUGCCACAUCUGUACAGAAAUGAAGAAUAUACUUUUUUUUUUCUCUCAAUCGGAAACAUUGUAAAUUAUUAAACAACUCUUACUACAUGCAGUUUAGUUUUCCUGUGACGGUUGUCAAGUUGGAAAAUAUAAAGUCACCCAUCAAUUAAGUCCUCUUCUUUCAACUCACUGUUCUAUCAUCCCACCUAUUUGCCAAACACAAACAGUAGCUGUGGUUUCUAAAUGCUUACAGUUGACUGUUUUUCUGAUUGAAUAGAAGAUUUACUGCACAUAGUUUCAUCGUUGUCUUUUGAUAUAUUUUUAUGAGUGACUAUCUCUCCUUUUCUUUCAUCCCUGAGAAGCUCAUUUUUUGUGUUUGAAGUUUGUAAGAAGAGAAGUAAGAACCUGGCAACCCAUCACCUUGGUGACGGGGGAGGGGACCUGCCUUAGACAGGCCCUUAAGUGUUCUACUGUUUGUGAGAAAAGGAGGGUCAUUGUGAAUGUAAUAAUUUGUAUAAGCAUUAAGUUUUUGUGUUCUUAAGAAUGUCAAUAAUUUCUAAAGGAGGGAUAGAGGAGGAAUGCGGCAGAGAAUGAUUGUUUCACCAAUGAUCGUACACAAACAUUGUGUCAUGAAUAUAUUUGUGAAAUACAAUGUACAAUAAAUUAAAUAACAUGUCAUUAUCACUUUUA
Molecule: messenger RNA, 4278 nt
Organism: Hypomesus transpacificus
Lineage: Eukaryota; Metazoa; Chordata; Actinopteri; Osmeriformes; Osmeridae
Gene: hid1b
Product: HID1 domain containing b
Exons: 19
Coding region: 950-3502 (850 amino acids)
Cellular component (GO): membrane; Golgi medial cisterna; Golgi trans cisterna
Source: RefSeq, a predicted model, not a curated record